AUGCCUGAUCACAGAGAUUACAGAGGCGUGAAAUUAAUUAUUUCACGAUCUGGUCUUAUCGCUCAUACCCGCAGACAUCUUGAAAUGGAUAAUCCUAUAUUAUAUCAUAUUCUAUCCUUAUCACAGUCGUACGUGGCUACGUGGUGUCCUGUGUGUGACAAACGAGUAAGCAACAAAGGAAAAGAUACGAACGGUCUUCUUGCACAUAUUCGUAAAUUUCAUCCAAAACGUUCUAACCAAUAUUUGCUUCAGAAAGAAGAGGGGCCAAAAAUAACGACCAAAAAAACAGCGUCAAAGAUUACAGAACUGCAGUCGUUCGGUAACACAGACAGCAAUUCUAAGAAAAGUGAAACAAAAAAAGUUUAUGCCACUCGUGUGGACACAUGGAAAUCUCAUAAUGAAAAAAAAAUUUGCCCUCGAUGUCAUAAGGAAGCAAUACCGACUCUUCAUACUCGAGGAGACAAGUUGACGACUUCUCAUAUUGGUGCUCUGUGUCUUUUAGGAUGUUGGCCGCUUUGUUUUGUACCAUUGAUAAUGAAACGUGCGAAGAAAGUUCGUAUGUUCUGCCCCCUGUGUGGAUACAUGUACGGCAAUUUUCAAUAUAAAAACACCGGAUUAGCACCAUGCAAAACAGAUUCCGAGGAAUCGCAGACCCGACUUUCAUCUCCACCGAGAAGCUUUCGUUUAUGUGCAGAAAAAGAAGAACAAAAAAAUUGAUAAGAAUAUAUUUUGAUCGAAAAUUCGAUUUCGAAAUGAUAUAUCCCCCGACAUUAUAAAUAACAUUAAAUAAUAUUUUUUUUCUUCUAAUAAA
Molecule: messenger RNA, 811 nt
Organism: Apis cerana (Asiatic honeybee)
Lineage: Eukaryota; Metazoa; Arthropoda; Insecta; Hymenoptera; Apidae
Source: RefSeq, a predicted model, not a curated record